AUGCUGGACCGAGAACAAGGCCAAAGGACACGAAACGGACAUCAUCUUCGUGGACUUCAGCAAGGCCAUCGACAAGGUGCCGCAGGAUUUCCUUCUGCGAAACCUGUCCAACCUAGGUGUAGGUGUGAUCAUGCGGAAUUGGCUGCGAAACGUCCUCGUCGAUCGGAAAUUCUGCGUCCUGGGGUCCCUCAAGGCUCGGUUCUUGGUCUAUUGCUCUUUGUGGUAUAUGUGAACGACCUGCCUGGUCAACUGUGCAGCCCAUCCCUCAUGUAUGUGGAUGACAUCAAAAUCUGGCGUACAAUCAAGGAUCCGAAUGAUCGAAGUUCUCUUCAAGCGGAUUUGAACAACCUGGCUCAGUAG
This is a messenger RNA of Echinostoma caproni, 360 nucleotides long. The record is from the annotation of a GenBank genome assembly. Lineage: Eukaryota; Metazoa; Platyhelminthes; Trematoda; Plagiorchiida; Echinostomatidae.